AUGGCCUCCGAAAAGCUCAACGUCCCCGGCGAGCCCGCCGUCCUCGACGUCUUCACCAGCCUCCUCCAGCCGGUCUCGCAGCCCCUCGGCGCCGCCUUCAACCGUCUCCACAACUGGAAGGAGAACAUGGGCCUCAUCCAGCCCGGCACCGUCGAGAACCUCACGCGCGAUGUGACGCAGACCCUCAUGACCAACUACUUCUUCGAGGGUGCCCGCGCCGACCUGUCCAAGAUGGUCUCGCCCAACCCGGCCUUCCAGGUCACCCACUCGUUCUCGCUGGGCCAGAAGUCCAACUACACCCUCGGCGCCCUGUUCGCCAACCAGUCGACCUUCAUGCACGGCCAGUGGGACCCCUCGACCGGCGGCGUCAACAUGCGUGCCAACCAGACCUGGUCGGAGAGCGACGUUACCAAGAUCCAGGCUCAGCUCUCGUCGGCUCCCGGCCAGACCAUGUUCCAGAUCGAGCACGACCACAUUGGCCCCCACUACUCGCUCAACCUCAAGUCGAUCAACCCCUCCCCCCUGGACCUGACUGGUCUCCACUUUGUCUCGCUCCUCCACUCGGUCACCCCUCGCCUGUCUCUUGGCUUUGAGACCAUUAUCCAGCGCACCUCGCCCGCUGAGAUGACCCCUGCUACUUCGUGGCUCAUGAAGUACACUUCGCUGCCGAACGCGCUUUCGGAGCCCCUCGGCCACCCCGAGGUCCCCGGUGCCGCCCCCGUCGCUCCCUUUGUGCCCUCAUGGAGCGCCACUGCCCAGCUCCAGCCCUCGGGUAACAUCCAGACCACCUACUUCCAGAAGCUGAGCGACAAGGUCGACGUCGCCCUCGACCUCCAGACCCAGAUCCAGCCCGCUUCGUUCAUGGGCCCCGCCAAGCGCGACGCCGUCGCCACCCUCGGUGCCAAGUACGAGUUCCGCAUGGCCACCUUCCGUGGCCAGGUCGACUCGGCCGGCAAGGUCGGCAUGCUCCUCGAGCAGCGCUUCACCCCGGCGUUUGCCUUCCUCGUCGGCGGCGAGAUUGACCACGCCAAGAACACCUCGCGCUUCGGCCUCGGUGUCAUGAUCGAGUCGUCGACCAUGACCCCCGAGGAGAUGAUGGCCGCCGGCAUGAUCCCCCCGCAGUAA
Apiotrichum porosum is the source of this 1125-nucleotide messenger RNA. It is a transcript of the gene TOM40, whose product is annotated as translocase of outer mitochondrial membrane. The coding region runs from base 1 to 1125 and encodes 374 amino acids. Gene Ontology annotation, molecular function: transmembrane protein transporter activity. Gene Ontology annotation, biological process: protein import into mitochondrial matrix. The transcript has 3 exons. The record is from RefSeq and is a predicted model, not a curated record. Gene Ontology annotation, cellular component: mitochondrial outer membrane translocase complex; mitochondrial outer membrane. NCBI's taxonomy places the organism in Eukaryota, Fungi, Basidiomycota, Tremellomycetes, Trichosporonales, Trichosporonaceae.